Messenger RNA from Achroia grisella, 3540 nucleotides. RefSeq names its product irregular chiasm C-roughest protein-like. Gene Ontology annotation, cellular component: cell-cell junction. Gene Ontology annotation, biological process: cell-cell adhesion. The record is from RefSeq and is a predicted model, not a curated record. The transcript is spliced from 20 exons. Gene Ontology annotation, molecular function: cell adhesion molecule binding. NCBI's taxonomy places the organism in Eukaryota, Metazoa, Arthropoda, Insecta, Lepidoptera, Pyralidae. The coding region runs from base 444 to 2936 and encodes 830 amino acids.
CAUCUGGAUGCAUGCGCGGAGCUUAUCAAGCGUCACGCAUACCUCGUUUCAAUGCAUUGUUACCAGUUGCGUUACUUCAGUCACAGUGCGCGGUAAACAUUUACUCGCGACGCACGUCCGAUCUUACGAGUUACGAUGAAUGGGACGAGUUUCGCGCCUUAACUUUUCGAAUUCGGUUUUUGAAUGCGUUGACGUUUUAUUCUCUUUUCAAAUUGAGUGUUCGUUUUUUAAAAAAUACUUUUUUUUUGUGGAUAAAGUGUGUACGUUUUGUGUUGUGUAGUGGAUUUAAUGACGUGUUUAUAGUGACUUUGAAUUGAUUGUUUGUUUUGGAUUAUUGUAUCUAAAUAGAUUUAUAUGAGAAAAGCAAUGAGAACCACUUGAGCUAAGGCAACUUACAAAUGAAAGAAGAAACUAACCAAUAUGCGCCAACCAUAUAAGCUGAUAUGGCGGCAAAAUUCAAACAUUUGUUUGGAAAUGGAACACCAUUUAUAGAGCGGCGCGUGCGCGGGGAUGAUUCGAAAUUCGAAAAUAGAACGGAUAUACGCAGGAAAUGGCGGAUACCGGAUGUUGGGGUGUGGAUUUUAGCUGUUGCCAUGCUGCUGACCGGUUGUUAUGGUUACCAGGAACAGAGAUUUGCGAUGGAGCCUCAAGAUCAGAGUGCCAUAGUCGGCUCCAGGGUGACGCUGCCUUGUCGGGUGGAGAACAAAGUGGGUGCUCUACAGUGGACGAAGGACGACUUCGGUCUUGGCACACAUCGGAACUUGAGCGGAUACGAGAGGUACUCCAUGAUAGGGAGCGACGAGGAAGGAGACUACUCAUUAGAUAUAAAAAAUGUGACACUGGAAGAUGACGGCAAAUACCAGUGUCAAGUCAGUUCAGGAUUGAAUGGUGAGCCAGCAAUCCGUUCCCGGUACGCUCAACUUAUGGUGUUGGUAGCACCAGACCCUCCCAGGAUAAUCCAGGGUGCCUUCAUAGAUGCUACUGAGGACCAACCAGUAGAUAUUGAAUGUGUCUCCGUUGGUGGCAAGCCUGCUGCUGAAAUAACGUGGGUAAACGGUAACCAAGCUGUCAUAAAAAAAGAUGUUAAAUGGAAAACGGAGUUGUUACCAGACGAACAGAGAUUUCAAACGAGGUCAGUAUUGCGGUUAACACCGUCCAAGGAACACCAUAACCAGACAAUAACAUGUCAAGCGCAGAACACAGCCGACAGAGCAUACAGGAUGGCCACUGUACAUAUUGAGGUGAAAUAUGCACCGAAGCUGAAUGUAUCAAUAAAGUCUGGGUUAAUCAACGGCAGGAUACCCGAAGGUACCGAGGCGAGGUUCUUGUGCGAAGUGGAUGCCAAUCCGGCGCCUCAAGUGUACAGAUGGUAUCUAAACAACAAUCCAAUGAUUGGCGACUACACCGAUGAAAUGAUUAUCUUCAACGUGUCCCGUAAGCAUAACAAAGCCGUCGUGAAAUGUGAAGUCAGCAAUUCAGUUGGGAGCAGAGACAAGACAGUGACUCUGGAUGUUACGUAUGCCCCAGCAUUUAGAACUCGACCGCAGAACAUAGCAGCAGAAGUUGGUAAGAGAGUAACACUCAGCUGCGAUGUGGAUGGUCAGCCCCAGCCUGAGAUCCGGUGGCUGUUUCACGAGCCCGGACGGAUAGGGCAGGUUAAGGGGAAGGCACCCAAUUUGAAUGUAUACGUUGGUAACGAAACAGCUGGCCGAUAUAUAUGUAAGGCCACAGUAGACGGCUAUCCGGAAAUAGAAAGCGAGGCUACUGUAUUUAUUAAAGGUGCACCAAAGAUUCUGUCAAAUAGAACACAAUUUGGUACGGAGGGCGAAGGUGUUACUGUUGAAUGUGCCGCAUUGUCAGUACCCAAGCCUGACGACAUCAGAUGGUACAUCGAAGGCCAUGAAAUCAGUGUAAUACAAGAUCCGGAUUACGCAAUACAAGAAGAAACACUACCUGAUGGUAUCGUCAAAUCAACACUAAGGAUCAGAGCCAGUCAGUCUAAACACUAUGGAGUAUAUAAUUGCAGUAUUACCAACGAGUAUGGUAAUGCAAACGCUGCAAUAGUACUGAAGCGGAUAAAAACCCUACCACUCUUCAUAAUACUGAUCGGCGUCACUUCCGGCAUCAUUAUAUUCGCUGCCUUCAUCAGCCUCGUCGUGAUCUGCUAUAGAAGACGUAGGAAGAGCAGCCAACAGAUGAGUGAGAAGCCUGACGUCACAGUGACCACUGGUGAUAUGUACAAAGGGAGUGACAGAAGUUCCAACAUCAGUGACCUCAAAAUGCAGUUGCCACAAGGCGAUGGCAAUUAUGAAUUGGAUUACACGAGUUCAGAUCGGUCAGACACGAAGAUACCAGCAGGGUUACCACUGGCAGGACCUGUACAGCUUCCCUCAAUCCGCCAUGAUGAGGCAUUAAUGCAGUUCCGAUACAGCAACGAUUAUAGCGACCCGACGUAUAGUGACCCGUAUUUUAAGGGUCCAGUUGGGUACGUGUACGAUUACCCUCAAGGCUAUCCGCCCCCACCGAAUUUGAGGGUACAAUCACCGACGCAAUUGGAAGUACCUCCAAAUAACCGGUCAUUGCAAGGUUCACUGACGCGUAGCAUUGAUACAGCAUCAACGCUUCCGAUGUCGACCGGCAAUGGAUCGCAAAAUAAUUCAUUGCAACGAACGACCAAGUCUCCAGAUGAGACUGAUGCUAUUAACAAUUUAGGGCUUCCAGUUGGUGCUGAAACACCGCCAACGCCAAUAUACGCCCAGCCUAAUAACAAAACAGGUGUAGACUUAAGAUAUUCGGCUACUUAUGGAAACCCAUAUUUAAGAAAUAGUUCACUUGGCUACGGACACCAAGUGCAUACAGCCCGACCGGCGGCCACACCAGCUCCGCCCCCGUACUCGUCUGUCAGGAGCUCUGUUGUCUUACCGUCAGGUUUGUAGGUAAUGGCAACCAAACAUCACAAGCUACGCAUGUAUAGCGAACAAUAACAAGACUUGUAUAAAGUUACGAACUCAUUUUCUAAUACAACUAGAAAAAAAUAUGUAAUUAUUUAUGAUUGUUUCGUAUUUACACUCAUUUUCAUGUGAAGUAAAAGUUAGGUAUGUGAACUUGUCGAUAAUAUUAAUAUCGAUGAAAACAAUUAUCGGAAAAUUAACUUCAAUAUUUUAUUCAGAUUAUAUUGUGAAAUGAUUUAAUCAAUUAUAAACAAUCAUAAAUAAUUAUGGUAGUUGUGUGUGUAAAAUACUAUGUUCCUAAAUAGAUUUUAAAUAUACGACUGAAUGUAAAUAUAUGACCUUAGGAUAAUUAUCCCGGUAUGUUAUUAUUUCAAAAAUGAAUCUUAUCGUACUCAAAAUUAGGGUACAAAUACAAUCUUUCAAUUUUUCAAAGCGAUAUGCUCAAUGAAUUAAUAGCCUUUUAUUUACAACUAAAAAGAGUACAGGUUAAUGGUAUUUUUUUUAAUACUGAAUUUAUAACAAAAUUGUUGUAUAGCAAAUAAUGGUUUUUCUUAUCAAGUAAUCAACGAGAAAAUACCAGCAGUUGAUA